This is a messenger RNA of Suillus plorans, 507 nucleotides long. RefSeq lists its product as uncharacterized. Bases 1 to 507 code for a protein of 168 amino acids. The transcript is spliced from 4 exons. NCBI's taxonomy places the organism in Eukaryota, Fungi, Basidiomycota, Agaricomycetes, Boletales, Suillaceae. The record is from RefSeq and is a predicted model, not a curated record.
AUGCAUCAAACUCUUCUCGGAUUCUAUGAAGGACACCAAGGACCAGGGCAGGAAAAGAAGCAGAGUGGUGUACCUAAAGAAACAUACUACCUGCAGCUUGCAGGUUCUGUAUUCGCAAAUGAUAAGGAUCCUGAGAUGAGACUCCUCUUCCAGCAGAACCCUAAGGCUUUCAUCAAGCCUGUCCAGAUGCGAUUUAAAGUACUUAAGAAAAAAUACAAUGAGGUCAAUGCGACCCUCAAGCAGCCGGGCGCUGAGAUGACUUUUGAUGACCUACAUAAGAACCCAGAGACAAAGACACUUCUCAAUUCACAACUAGUGAAGUUCCUGUGGUGGCUGGAGCUUCACAACUUUGAGUCUGCAGCACUACAACACUUAAAUGUGUCUGGCAGCAAAGACAUGCAAGUUUCUGAUGGAGAGGAAAAUCUACUCGAAGACAGUGAAAUUAUGGACAUGGACAAUACUGACACCCAUCUAGAUGACAUUGGCCCUGUGCCUGUGGCUGAUUAA